AUGGAGGUCUCACUGCAGCAGCAGCAGCAGCUGCAGCAGCAUCCGCUGCAGCAGCAGCAGCAGCCCCAUCAGCUGCACCAGCAUCAGCUGCAACCGCAGCAGCCGCAGCAUCAGCAGCCGCAUCAUCAGCAUCAGCAGCAAAUGCAGCAGCAGCAGCAACAGCUGCAACAGCAGCAGCAGCUGCAGCGUGAUGAUUGCCCCUGUUUACUCGGGGUUCCAGGCAGCGGCAAAGCAGCAGCAGGAUCAAAGCAGCCGCAUGAGGGGUAUCCAGAUGAGUCUCCUAUUAGACCAUCAGGUGCUGCUGCUGCUGCUGCUGCUGCUGCUGCUGCUGGAGCUGGUGGUGCUGCUGGGACAUCGAGAGGCGGCGUUGCUGCAGCGCAGCAGACGGGGGGGAGUCGUGCUGCUGCUUUCAGCAGCAGAAGCAGCAGCGGGAGUUCUUUGAACAAGCAGCAGCCCCACCGCCACCGUCAGCAGCAGCAGCAGCAGCAGCAGCAGCAUUAUCAUAAUCGGCAGCAGCAGCAGCAGCAGCAGCAGCAGGGGCGCAGCAGCAUAACAGCAGGGCACGCGCGUUAUGCCCCAGCAGUCUGCGGUUCAGGCGGCGGUCGGAUGGGUUUGAAGAGCAGCAGCAGCAGCAGCAACAGCAGCAACAACAACAGCAGCAGCAGCAACCGUAGCAGUCUCUCUGGUUCUGCAGCAGCAGCAGCAGCAGCUGCUGCUGCUGCUGCUGCUGCUUCAGGGGGGCCCCCUCCUAUUCCUAUACCCCGCAUUACUGCUUGCCCCUGGUACCCUGAAGGUAAAUGCAACUUCGGCAUACACUGCAACUUCUUGCAUGCAAACUUAGACAUUAAAACACACAAAAAGAAAACGCAUGCCUUCCUAACACAACAAAUAGGGGGGGGCCCCCAACAGGGGGGCCCCCAACAAGGGGUCCCUCAACAAGGGGGGCCCCCUGGGGGCCCCCAUGGGGGCCCCCAGGGAGGAGGGCACUUUGGGGGGCCCCAUGGGGGCCCCCAUGGGGGCCCCCACGGGGGCCCCCAAGGGGCAAGGGCACAAGGGGGAGGAGGGCCCCCAAGGGAGAACAACAGGGGGGGGCCCCUGUGGGGUGUUGAGGGGAUGCAGGGGCCCCCAGGGGGGCCCCCCGUUGGGGGGGGCCCCGGGGGCCCCGGGGGCCCCCGAAUGAGCGGGAGGCAGCAGAACUCACGCAUGCAAGAAGGGGGCGGGGGCCCCCAAUGCAGCAUGCGUGAUGAUUCAGGAAGGGGGGGAAAUGCAUGCAGCCUGAUCGGAAGUUACAAUGCAGAAGAAGUGCAGCAGCAGGAGGGGCCCCUGCAGCAUCUUAACCCGUGGCUGAGAGGGGGGGGCCCCCCGCUGCAGCGCGAGUUGAAUGCCAGCGCUACAACGCCCAGUAGAUGGGGAAAACAGCAUCAGCAGCAUCAGCAGCAGCAGCAGCAACACAUGCUGUUGCUGCAGCAGCAGCAGACAAACGCGCUUGCAGCGGGGCCCCCCCGCUUCCCACCUGAGGGACCCCCUGCUGCUCGCGUGCAGCAGCACCAGCAGCAGCAGCAGCAACAGCAGCAGCAGCAGGGGUCCCCUCUUAACCACAGACAAGAACGCCAAAGACGCUUCGGAGGUGGAGGCCCUGCUGGAACUGCUGCUGCUGCUGCUGCUGCUGCUGCUGCAGUGGGGG
Messenger RNA from Eimeria acervulina, 1684 nucleotides. RefSeq lists its product as hypothetical. The record is from RefSeq and is a predicted model, not a curated record. The annotation marks the transcript as partial. Gene Ontology annotation, biological process: chromatin remodeling; regulation of DNA-templated transcription. NCBI's taxonomy places the organism in Eukaryota, Apicomplexa, Conoidasida, Eucoccidiorida, Eimeriidae. The transcript has a single exon. Gene Ontology annotation, cellular component: chromatin; nucleus. Gene Ontology annotation, molecular function: metal ion binding.